This is a messenger RNA of Periconia digitata, 585 nucleotides long. The record is from the annotation of a GenBank genome assembly. NCBI's taxonomy places the organism in Eukaryota, Fungi, Ascomycota, Dothideomycetes, Pleosporales, Periconiaceae.
CGUACGAAACGUAGGUCAAGCAAUCGAUUUAGUUCUAUCGAUUUCCGAGGUCACCUCAGUAAAUCAAAACAAAGCUUGAUUACCUAUUUCGGCACCACGUACUGUAGCAAACCCAGCACCAACCUCAAACCUUCAAACCUUCAGCCACGAUACAAAUCCCCACCAAUACCACCCUCAAGUAACAUGUCAUCACCAAACACCGUUCUCUUUUCCCGCCUUGAGGCAGAGCUUACGCCCCUCGUCAAGCGGAUCCUCGAUGUCUUGAGCUGCGGCAAGCCAAUUCGUGCUGUGGAACCCCGUGCCCUUCACGACGUUCCUUUCAACCCAGAAACCGUCAGGAGUCGGGAUAUCCUGGCCCAGGACGAAGUCGAGUUCUUUGUCAUUUGUCACGACUCCCGCGAAAGUGAGAAGAUGUUCAAAGAGAAAUCUGCGGUUGCUGAAAAGCAUCAAAAAGCCGCAAUCACAUACAACCGGUGCCGACACGCCGCUGUUGCGCUGAAGCCGGCCCUAGAUCUCAUGUUCCACGGUAUGAAGAUAUUGAAUGAGCUUGUCGAUUCGUCUUUUUAUCGUUUCGCUUUGAUAUGA